Molecule: messenger RNA, 531 nt
Organism: Anisakis simplex (herring worm)
Lineage: Eukaryota; Metazoa; Nematoda; Chromadorea; Rhabditida; Anisakidae
Source: the annotation of a GenBank genome assembly
AUGUUUGAUUAUAAUCCAGGUUCCAUUCCUCCAUGUGCCGGUCUGUCGAGUUCAAGCUCACUUGUAUGCGCAUCUGCGCUUGCCACAUUAGCGACACAUUCUUCUCGAAUAUUUGAAGUUGUUAAUAAGGCCGAAUUAGCUGAAUUAUGUGCUCGUGCCGAACAUCUGAUAGGAACAGAAGGCGGUGGUAUGGAUCAAGCGAUUGAGAUAUUGGCUGUUAAGGGAAAUGCGAUGUUCAUUGAGUUUAAUCCACUCAAGUGGACAGCUGUUGAAUUACCGAAAAGUGCGUUAUUUGCCGUAGUGCACUGUGGUGCUACACUGAAUAAAGCUGCAACGUCACAAUUCAACGAACGUGUUGUGGAGUGUCGAAUUGCUGCACAGGUGAAGUAUGAGUUGCAUUUGAGCGAGUUUUUGCUUCGAAGUAUAUUUAUUUUCGAGUGCUUCCUUCUGGUCGAUUGUUUGGAGAUCGAACAAGUUUUGAAGUGCACCCAAGGUGAUGAAACACUUAAAUUCAAGCGUAUUUACAAGUAA